CUUCGAGAGAAGAUGGCGUCUUCAAGUAAUCAAGAAGAAGGUAAGGCUAGCAGAAAACAUGGUUUUUACGGGGAUGAUUGUUUUACAGAUACAUUAAAAUAACUCCGAGGUUGGUUAUUGUGAGAAUAAAACCCCACAAAGGCGAAUUCUGUCCUUCUCUUCAUUCAAAGUCUUGCUUGAAAGUAGGCCCGCCAAAAUUCGUUGUCGCGUCACUACAAGAAGAAACCGAAUUUUGUUGCCAAAGAAUUCUUAUUUUUCAUGUGAAAAAAGAUUUCUCUUAGCUAGUCGAAUGUUUCAAACCAUUUUCUGUGGUUGUCAAUUGUCGCAGCCAAAAUGAGAACGAGGUAAAUUUCGGUAAAACCAUGAAUUCUUGCACACCGUGGAAAGCCAUGUGGCGGAUUGAAGUGUUUGUCGUUUUGGGAGGGUCAGCGGGAUUGUGUGGAAGAUAAAUUGCGAUUUCCGCUGACCUUCCAGUAGAUUUCUCUAACUUUCUAUUUUUCCCUGAAGGAAAUGUCAAUCUGGAAAGUUCUGCAGGGAAUUGCAACGGUUUUGAAGCGGUUAUAACUCCGUUUUGUCUUGAAAUUUGCAUGUAAACCAAACCGACAACGGGAAAGCGACGCCGCCAUAUUUUACCUUUGUUUCACUUACUCAACGCGUUUAUUCGUGUUUUGUAGAGUUUGCUAUGAGUCAGCGAAAGGAAGCGUUUGAAUAACGUAGUUUGCUAUAAAUCUUGCUAGAAUCUAAAUUUCCUUUUUGUCCAGUUUUUUGUUAAAGUCGUUUUCGUAUCUUGUGUUUAAUUUCGUUUUCCACGAGUUGUACAUGCGGUCAAGAAAUUAUAAAUUCAGCUUGCGAAAGCUUGUUCCUUGUAAGAUCGUCCCGGGCUAGAGGCGUUGGAUCUUGAAGCAUGACCCUGCUUUUACUGUUAAUUUCCGGAAAAAUCGGUAGCUUCAGUCAAGAAGCAGAUUCAAUGUUUCAUAAUCGUUGUUUUCGGGCAAAUGUUUGUUGAAAAAGAGAAAUGUACAUGCAAGCUUAAAUGUUCAUCACUCGUGUCCGUACGAUGGAGUGAGUUGGAAGUUCAAUUUUCCACUUCGAUUGAUAAAUUUUUUCCAUCUCGCUUUCUUGUGCUAAAAUGGCCAUUUAAAAACCUUUUACAGUGUAUAAAAGCGUUUACACAUAGAACUGACUGCCUCCUAAUAUAAAGAAUAUAUAUAUGUAUCUGUUAAAUUAUCAGCGGUGUGUAAAAUCUGCAUCAAAAUCCUGAGGAUUUAGUGUUUUAGAUCUUUGCAUUUCCUUGCUUUGCUUGACAUAUUGUGGCGUGAUAAGUUUAAGAACUUCUUAGGUAAAAAGAUCAUGAUUUACAAUCACUACUGUGAAUUGAAUACAAUAAAAAUACAGUGUAGGAUCAAAAAUUUCAUUUCAUUUUUCCCAUCGAACCUGCUACAGCAGUCUGUCUCUUGAGUCUGAAUUAUCAGUCCUUGUCAUAUUUUCCAUAUCUGUGAACUUUUUGUUAUCUAUUUGACUGAAUGCCUGCACCUUGAAAACAAUUUUUGGCUUAAAAGUUGUGUCACUCCUAUUCAGUGCAAGGCUAGCAGAUAACCUCAAUCCAGUGUUCUUUAAAGUUUCUUGUAAAUUUUGUCAUUUUAAGUUGUGUUCCCCAGUGAUUCAUCUAUGUUUUUUGAGUAAUAAUUAUUUACAUGUGUCAUAUAGAGCUAUGGCGGGUUUCUAGGAAGCAGAAAAGGUAUUUUCUUACCCUGUUAUUUUUCUAGCAUAGAAGGUCAGUAGGACUAACAAGACAAAGCAACUCUUAACUUUUGACUGGUCAACACCCAUGUCCCCAUGGUGUGCGAAGAACAUAAUUUCCUCACUACUCACAUUUGCUACAAUAAUUUAAUAAAUCCCUUUGAUUUCACUUUUUCACCUAUAAGAGUUCCAGAUUUGCCAAAUUAAACCAAGUUUCCAAAUUGUGAAGAACCAUUGGCACCAUAAUAUGAAAGCACUACUGAACAGGUUCCAUUUGAUUUGUUACACCAAAUGAUUGUGUACAGACAUGAAAUUUAUGUUACAGGUCAAAAUAAUUAUUAUAUUCAGGCUGAAAUUUUUUAACCCAGGUUGAUUCUCAGUUUCCUUUGUCUCCUAGCCCUGAUUCAUGAAUAAUUAGGGCUAGUAGACAAAGGAAAUUGAGAAUCCGUCAACCCAGGUUAAAAUAUUUUAUUAAUUUAACGUGAAUUUAAUUUUGACCUGUGACAUCUACAUUAAUUCUGCGUCCCUGAAAUGAGACUUGUGAAUUAUUGGCAUAUGGCCAGCCUACCCUGUAGUCAAAAUGUUUUACAGCAGUACAACCUGUAGGCAGGAUAACUACAGACACUACAGUAGCAGCCAGCAAAGUCCUAAAAUUUGUGUGGUUUUCUUUCAAUAAUGAUUUUUAAAUCUAAGUGUUGAGUAGGUGGAAAAUAAUUAUUGCACUGGGAGUUGCAUAGUUGCUGGCUGCCAGAUCAUUAUUGGGCCGCCUACAGUAAAGCCCAAUCAAAAAAUGAGCACCCUUUCCUGUGCAGUAAAAAGGCAAUAGAAAAUGGAUCAAAUUGCAUUUCCCACCUCUCCUCCCCUGGGUGGAGGAUUGAGGAAGAGAAAUUUUCCUGAACACCAAACAGCCAAAUACUCUUAAGUUUAAUAAUUAGGGCUAGGAAACUGAGCGAACUUCAGAGUCCAUUACACUGGCAUUUGGCGUUGUGCAAAUACUCUUGACAUACAGUGUAUUAAAGAUUUGCCGGUGAUCAAACUCAAAUCAAAAUAAUAGUGCUAGCACAACUACACACUCCAGCUUCAGCUCUCAGGUCUUACCAAACAAUUUCUUCCUUCAAGGCCUUUGGAAUAGGACAAAAAGAAACUAUUCAAGGGCAAAUAGUAUUUUUAUUUUAUUUUAUUUACAUUUUCCUGCUCUGAUGUUGAGCACAAGUUUUAACAGAAAGCCAAUCAAACGUGAAGCAUGCAUCCAUGCAGAUAUUUCUGGGGUCAUUUCACAUUUAUUUCACAGUUGUGAAGACCUUCCAUGAACUUGAAUAAGGUUAUUUACUUUAUCCAAGAUUUGGAAAAUAUGGGGAAGAGGAGGAUAAUUGAAUUUUUAAAUUAUACACAAAAGUUAGUGGACUAAAAAAGUAAUUGACAGUUCAGAGGUCUCAGUCUAGACCGACAGCUCUGCUUUCCUUUAUCAAGAUUUUACAAAAUGUUUAGGUAUGUAUCUUAAGAAAUGUCAUGUCAUGGAAGCGCCAGAAUGUCUGGCUCAAAGCUAAUAUAGAGAAAUGCUACUUUGAAAGAGUGUAUAACUGCCAACUCUCACGCCUUAGGCGUGAGUCUCACGCCUGCGGGUUGAAAACUUCGAUCUCACGCCUGCUCACGCCUGCGGGCCAAUUUCUCACGCCUGAUUGAAAAAUGUGAGUUGUUGCCGUCCUGCUUGACACAAUUUCCAAAAAUAUGUUAACUCAGACCCAUGUAAGGAACGGAAACCAUGUGUAAAAUGAAUAAAUGGCAAUACCUUCCUCGCCAUCUCUGAUUUUUGAAGUGAAAAGCACUGGGAGCGAGCUCGCCUUUGGCAGACUUCGGACGUCUUCGGAAGACUUCGGACUUCUUCGGGAAUCUUCGGAAAUGAUCGUGUCGUCUUCAAAAAUCCCACCACUCCCAGGAUAAAAAUCUCACGCUUAUAUCUCAGAAAAAGUUGGCAGGUAUAAGAGUGUGCAUAUAUCUGUGGCAAAUUUUCUCAAGAGUAAUUUUUGUAACCAUUUGAUUAUUAAUUUACUGCAUUCAUGCCUGUCCCCCUACCCUUAUUGUCAGAGACUUUUCACGUGCAGUUUCCAGUUCAGUCAAGUCUCUAUCAUAAUCGCCACAUGCAAGAAAAAGCCUCUGGUAUCCAGAGUACAUCCCCCGGGCAUUUGUCACAAUAGGUUCCUCUGUCUUCUCCCUAAAAUCUUCUUCAGAGAAUCUUCAAAGGCCGUGGUUACAUUUUUGCUAGCUUAUAAUAUUCUGUACGGGCGGCAUUAUUUGAACAGAAAGUGAAGGCUUUUCAAAUCUCUACUUUCUUUAACUACGACUAGAAUUUUUAAAAUGGGGGACAAUUUUAUCCUCCCACACAGACAUUCUUUUUGGCUCGUCACGCAAUGGGGAAGAAACGUGUGAUGAAGCCUUAGGCCGGUAGGCUAGGAUAUAUUUUUGGUGCAGCAAGACAAAUUGUCCUGCAAGCUGCCAGCCCAAUGUAGAUGUGUGACAAAUCUAGUCUCCUGAUCUCAUAGACAGAUAAUUUUGCAUAAUUGUUUUAAAAUUUAUUAGCAGCCAAAGAGGUGUUAACAGAAAAGGCAGCAGAUUUAAGUGAAGGAGCAACAGAUAAUGGGCCUUCAGAGUCAGCUCUUAAGGAAAAUGAGUUAACUGUUGAACAACAACAAGUGUUACCAAUACCACCAGCAGAAGAGAAUUCCCAAAACUCAGCUACCACAGAAAAUCAGCAGGUGAGAGGGAUUAUCUAGCACAUAUCCUGAGUUGUUACAGCUUAACUGGCCAUAUUGUUAAAGCAUCCCAUCUCUUUUUCUCUGAAAACUCGUAAUAAUGCUGGUAAUGUAUAUAAUUUUUACGCAGGCCAUCCACAACGAAAGACACUUUUUACAAACUACUAUGGAUCCAGUGUAAUAGCUGAUAAUGAUUGGCCAUACUACUGUAGACUUCUGUUUCCCCACAAUAUGAUUUUUUUAUUUGAUUUUUUUUUUUGCUAACACUGAGUCAAUUCAGAGAACAAAAAAGAAUGUUGCUACAGUGUAUUAAAUCUUGCAAAACAAUCAAAAUCAACGAGGCAACAACAAACAACUGAAAGGUUAUUAAAGUUUCUUUUAGCAGCACUGUAGUACUAUCUCUUGUUGUCAGUCAGCAGUCAGUUUGGUUGCUCAAGUGCAGUCAGCCUUGUUUGCACCAGCUCCAUGUCCUUAGUACAGCAUUUUCCUGAUGGCCUCAUGUUUCAUUUAGCCUUUGGAUUGUCCUUUUACCCCACCCCUCGGGCCUUAUUUUUUCACUGAAAAUCAGUGUGACAGGUGCCUGGUUCCAUUGGCCUGAGAGCUGAUAGCUGAAAGGCUUGGGUUUACCAGCCAUGGGCCAAGACUUUGUCUUGUGAGUUGGCUUUGCCUAAAGUGGAAGCACCCACCUCCACUAAGCAAUGCAGUUGUUUUAAAGCAUGGUGUACUAAUCUUCCUCUUUUUUGUCUAGGAUGCUGGCCAAGUAACUGCAGAGUCAAAUGUGUUGCCACAACAGGAAGACUCAGCUUCGGCAAAUGACUCUGAGUCACAACAGCCUCAAACCUUGUAUGUAGCCAUUCAGCCAGGGGCUGAGUCUGGGCAGGGGGAUCAGCCAGCAGUGUAUCUGGAGGUGGUCGAAGCAGGUAGUGGCACGGAGGUCACCUCUAGUGAUGGGCAGGUUAAUCUGGUUCAGGAGGAGAUGGUUAUUGAUAAUGGUAAACAAGCUUGUAUAGUGAGUGUGUGUCAUAAAUUUGUGGUUGUUGAACUAUGGUGAAUUUUUAGGGUGCUUUCCUAUUAUAUGGAGAAUUUGAUAAUACAGUCGAACCACCCAUAAGUGACCCCGAAAAUGCAGGGCUGUAAAAAAGUUUUAAGUAGCGCAGGCUGAUAAUAAAUAGUAGGCAGCUUUGGAACUCACACCAAAAGCACAAGUUCUUGAGGGCUGAGGCCUCUAAGGACAUUUUAUUAGAGUCUCGGAAAUGUCCUAGACGUUCCACAACAAUGCACUGUUCUAAUGUGUCAAAGAUCUAAUCCUGUUUAAAUAUGUGUUCAAUGUUAUUCAAAACUGGGAAACAAGUGGUGAAGGAGAUGAAAGUAGCCAGCUAAGGAUGGCUAACUAGCCUGCAGUUUUGGCUGGCUACCAGCCCUUAUUGACAGCCCUGAAAAUGUGAAGACUUGUUGGUCGCUUAUGGGAGGUGGUCAUUUACAAGAAUCAAACCACAGGGGGUCUCUUCUGAGAAAAGGUCUGGAUAGAUCAAUUUUAUGAAAGAUAAUUCAUUGCAUGCAAUUUCCAACCUGCAAUAUGUGUAAUUCCAAGUCGUCGCUAAAAGUGCUUCGUAAUCUCUAAGUAGCAGUGUACAUAAAGAACACAUAGAAAUCAGACCAUUCAUCAAGUGGUCAAUUGGUUAUGCUCAGUUAUGCAAACCCUCGACUUCGUCUCGGGUUUGCAUAACUGUCUCGAAUUCUCCCAACCCCUCUUGUGUUUAUAUCAGGCUAUGCAAACACGGAAAACGUUUUCUAUUGCUUAAUUUUUUCAUCUUUUUCCCAUUUUCAAUAGCAUCGACUACAGAAGUAACUACUAUUCCAACAUCAGUUCUAAACCAAGUAAUGGACCAAGCAACAUUGUCAACAAUGCAGGCUGAGAUGAUAGCUGUUCAGGUCCUUUCCCAGUCUGCCACAGGUGACAUUCAGUAUCUUCAACACCAGUCUCCAAGGUUCAUUCCUAUUGUCACAUCAGCAGACCCCAGUACUCUUAACUCACUUCAAGCCACUCUCAGUCAAAUGCCACUUGCUACCUUGCAGGUGAGAAUGAUGGAUGCCUCAAUGUUGUGUUUGAAAUUACUUGAGUUAAAAGGGUUGAGGAAAUGAUAGAGAAGUCAAGGCCUGGAAAAAAGUAUAUGCUCUUCAGCUUUAAUUAACUGCUACAUUUUGAUUCUUCAUCCCAAUUUCCUCAGUUUAGCUUGGGGAAGUAAGGGGAUUUUGCAAAGGUCAAGUCAAGAGCCUUUUGUCACACUCUCUCAUACAGAAAGUCUAUCUGUAACUCAAUUAUUACAACAUCCAAAAGAUAACAGGCAAGUCAUGGGUUCUGUCCUACUGAGGAAUCACUUUUUCUAUUCUCAAUGCUCAUUCAUUUGAAGUUUUCAACAGUUGCAGACAUAAAGUUGUUUAGUGCAUUUUGUUGCAUUUAAAGUGUAACACAUGGCUUCAAAAAGUCAAAUUGUUGUUGCUUUCUAGAUAAGCCCCUCUCAGCCAGGCGCAACAACCCAGACCAUCCAAUUACCUGGUGGCCAAACCAUUCAAGUGCCACUAAGUGUCACUCAGAUGUCGCCUUUAACAUCAGCAACAACUGACUCUGGAGCGGUGCCAUCAUCAGGAGUCACUACAACAACUACUGAAGCUAUAAUUGCUGCUGCAACCAGUGCCGAGGCUGCAGCUGCUGUCGCUCAGGAGCAAGGAGCCACUCUCGUCACUGUUCACCCAGCGGUGAUUGAGGCACCAGUAGAUGUGGCAGAAGGGCAGGCAAAUGAGGGGGAGGAAGUUGAGGGUGAUGGUAUGUGUUUAGAUGAAUAUUACAAGAAUUUUCUGAGAGCAGUGUACAGUUAAGUGUUAUGAAUGUCUUCAGUGAACAGAUCUUUAGUUCCAACAGCCUGACCAGAAUUUUCCCUCAAUACUGCGAUUUUAAUGCUGUUCAUCAGGAAACAUUCAGUUUAAUAGUGCCCAACAUGUAAUUUACUGAGGAUCAGAUUUCCUCAGAAGAAGUCCUGGUAGCAGGUAGUCAAACAUAAGAAAGGUUACAGUAUCCUGCUGCACAAGUUUGUUGAAAAAUUUACUGGUAUUAAAUUUGAUAACUUAUGUUUAAUUCAAUUUUUUGUUGAUUUAACAAAGUGCAGCUAACAUUACUUACCUUAAUGACCAAUUCUUUCUCCCCUUUUACUAAAUCUUGAAUCCCAACACGGAAUGAUACAGUGUCACAAACAAUGAGAUGGGCCAUUUAGGACUUGCCAUAAAUACAUGGAGGAUUUGGCCUUCACAUUGAGUCUCCUUUGUUUUAGUGUUCAGAUUAUCGAGAGUGAAUUCCAGUAAUGAAUUUUUUCCUCAUUGCAGAUGAUGGCAAGCCAAAAUACACAUGUGAGAUAUGUGGAAAAUCUUACAUUCGUUCAUGGUCAUAUUACGGUCACAUGAGAGAACAUGCAUCUGGGGAGAAACAGCACAAGUGUGAAGUAUGUGGCAAGAUCUUUAACUAUGCAAGCAAUCUUCGCCAGCAUAUGCUCAUACAUACAGGUAAUUUUGAUCAGGGCUUUAUGUAAAGAUAGUAAGUAGGCUGUACUUAAAGAAAAACUGAAGGGAGCUUCAUACUCUGAACCUGUGAAAUGCAGGUGCCCAGUGUAUAAUUUCUAUAAAAUAACUAGUAAGAUUUCUUAGUUGCCUGAGAGCAAAAGUUAGAUGUGAGGGACUCCUGUGAGCUCACAAAAAGGUAGCUGCACAACAGUGUAUCUUUAACCUCUUGAUAACAAGGCUAACCUAAUUUGUGUAAAACAUGUGGUAGUUUUUUCAUCAUUUCUGCAUAAGUAUCUGUUCUGCUUCAUCAUGUGUCGUAAGACUUUUGUUGCAUUUUGCUGUAACAGUCCAGAGGCUUGUCAUGUCCCUGCUAUUGCUUAAUUUGGCUGUGUGUGAGGUUGCAGGUGUAGCCCCUUGCUGCCCACUGAUCUUGAACAUAACUUGUGAUCAAGAGUAAUGGAAAAUGUUACAUCUGCCAAGUUAAUUUAGGAGAACAGACUUUGGUGACAUUAGAGGUGGGAUGAUAAUAGCCUGAUGCAUGUAUUUUAUUACAGGUGAGAAGCCCUAUGAGUGUGAGUACUGUGACAAGGCAUUCAAUAACCCCAGCUCCCUGCGAUCUCAUGUUCUGUCACAUUCAGAGGACAGGCCUUACAUCUGUGAUCAUGAGGGUUGUGGCAAAGCUUUCAAUAACCCUGGAUCACUCAGGUAAUAUAUUCUGCGUGAAUUUUCAAGGUUUUUUUCAUAUCUAUUUUGUUAAGUUAAUGCAGUUUACCAGAUAAGAGAAUUCGUUGUAAUGUUUUCAAAUCUGUUUUACGAAAGGUGUUGUUGUUCUUGCCUGCGUCGCAGAUGCUCUAAGCCUUCUGUAUAGAGCUAUACAAAGGGUUUAGACGAGUGGGUGGGCUGGCUGCAACCCAGGCUAUUGUUGUUCCAGCAAAUAUCCAUACUCCCCCAUCGCUGUUUUGGGGGGAUUUAUCCCCCCCCCCCCCACCACUUCCACUACCACCCCACCACCCACGUAUCUGGAAAGUCCAGUUUUGCUUCACACUCUCCUUUAAGAAUUUUGGUCUUAAAAGCCCCUCACUUUCUGAAUGUCCAACAACCCUCCAUGGGGUGGAUAUGAAUAUUUUGUGGGAGCACACAUUCUUCCCUGUACACCUUCACUACCAAACGACAGUGGCAGCAAUUCAGAGCAUUUUUUCGCAGCCUUGGUGCACAUAACGAAAAGAGUUUUAUCACAUGGUUUAAAAUAUUCAUCUUACAUAUUGGCAGGGUUCAUCGUCGAGUGCAUCAGGAGGAAAAGCCCCACAAAUGUGACGUGGCGGGCUGUGACAAAGCCUUCAAGACACCAGCUGAACUAUCACGCCAUGCAUUCAGACACACUGGAGAAAAACCCCAUAAAUGUGAUCAAUGUGAUAAAGCUUUUAUUAGAUAUGAUGACCUCAAGCGACAUUACCGCAUUCAUACUGGUAGGUACUCCAUGUAUUAUAACUGUACAGUCUGUACGUUUUGAUACCUAAGACCAUGAAUGAUAAGAGAAGUGUUCCAUGAUGCAGUCAGAGUCAAGCGUGAGAGUAACUCUUUAAUUUUAGUUUGGCUAUUUUGUUUUAUUUUACUUCGUUCACAAUGAUUCUAAGACAAUACACUCUUUUGUUUUCUUGCACUGAAGUUCCAACUGAGUGAUGAGUACUUUACUAUUUUUAAAGAGUAAGCCACAUUUGCAAUACCCUAGACUGCGGUCAAUCUCUCUUUUUCUUCAGGUGAGGGGAAUGCAUGCGUCAGUGAGCGUUGAGCGACGAAGGCGCGACACCACCUCCAGUCACGUGCGUGGUCGCGUCUCGCACGUUUCGCUUGACGGAAACGUGGUCGUAAAGGCGGAGUUAGAAAAAGGAGAGACUGUUCGAUCCUAGUCUAGGGAUACCCCCUUCAAUUUCCAAGCCACUCUAUUAUAAAAUCAACCUUGGCGCGGUUCCUGAAAGGCCGAUUAUUGCUAAUCCAGGAUUAAAAUUUGGUUUCGUUUUUGUUUUUUGUUCUUUCUUAUGCAUUGCUUGGAGUAACAUUUCGUGUUAUUAUUACUGUAUCUCGGAGUAAAGGCUGAACAGAUUUUGUAAGCUCGAGUUGCAUAUUAGUAAACAAGAAAGCCUUGCUUAAAAUGUGGCUCAAUCUUAAUGUCAAGUGGUUUAGAGUCAGAUAAGGAGUUCUAACGGAAAAAAUCUUUUUGUAACAAUCAUUGAAAACGUUGCAUUAUAGGCGAGAAGCCUUUCAAGUGUGACCAGUGUGACUUCGCCUGUAUCCAGUCAUUUGACCUGGUGAAGCAUAAGUUCACCCACAGUGGUGACAAGCCUUACAAGUGUGACGUCUGUCCGAAACAGUUUACACGACCAGCCAGGCUAAGAGAUCACAUGAGGACCCACACUGGGGAAAAGCCUUUUAUAUGUGAUGUGUGUGGUAAAGGUUUUGCUAUUCAGACUGGACUCAAGUCCCAUCAGGCAAGUCCGGUUGUUUAAAGGCAAACGACGUUGGAGUAUAUAAAUUUUGUACAAUACGUUGUGAGAUGGAACUUUAGAAUGAUUAAGCUGUACUUAGGCUUUCUUAAAAGCUAACGCCCCUUGAUCUUGAAAAAGGACAGUUGUCAAGGAACAUCUUUUCAAAUUUAGCCGUCUUCAAUAGCGUAAAAAUUCAGGAGGAAAACCUGUCUGGGUAUUGCGGCUUUAGAUAAGGGAAGUUGUUUAAUCAGCUAGAAAAACUUGUUCCUGCAACUGAAAUCAAAAUGAUGCUUACUCAACACAUGCAUGUCUUUACAAGUUACCUGAUCAGAAUAGCCAGUUCCAACAGACGUACCCCCUACGUUUCCUUCAUUGCUACAUUUAAUGCUUGAAACGGGGCUAAUGCUAAUUCAGUUGCUGGCAUUAUUUGUUCUGCAGGCGGUGCAUACAGGGGACAAACCUUUUAAAUGUGUUGAGUGUGACAAGACAUUCCGUACUCAGCUUGAGCUGCAAUCUCACAUGGGACGACACACAGGAGUGAAACCAUUUAAAUGUGACAUCUGUGAGAAAGAGUUCAUAUCCACAAUAACCUUUAAGCGACAUGCCAUUGUGCAUUCUGGUAUGAUAUGCUCUUUUGCCUUUUAGUUCAUUUGGGUUUUAAGGUGCGAAUAUCCAGUCCACAGGCGUUGUCCUUUUUUUUUUCAACAACUUGACAGUUUAAGUUUUCCUGCGAGAGCGACGCGAAAACCGCGAGAAAAAAAGGAAGGAACCAUUUUCUCUUUUCGCCACCUCACCCCAUACUCGCACUUGACGUUCUCUAAAGAGAAAACAGAGGAUCUGUGAACAGGAAUGCCGCAAAUCACUUCUCUCUACAGUAAACGUCGACUUUUGACUUUUAGUUGCUGUACUUGGGAAAACAAAACGACAAUAAAAAGUCGUAGGAAGUUAAAGUAGGAAACGAAAACUAGCGAUACGCUUGUGGCAGAGGUUUCGUAUCGUUGUGAAAACCAUGUUAUUAAUAUUUCCUCUAGUUUCAAAUUGUUUUAGUCAUGUAAAAUCAGUAGGACUUAUCACUCUUCUUGCAGGCUACAGUUGUAUUUUGUUAUUGGGUGUGCCAUCGUCGAUGGACAAAGGGCGACACUCGUUUUAUUCCAUCUCCUAACUGGUGUGAGAGGAAAAUAAUGUGUCAAAUACACCGAAAUGGAAAUAUCUUCGUAAAAGGUUAAGAAAUUAGCUUCAGCGUAUUGUGUACUUGCAGGAUGCGUUACUUUGCUUGUUUUUUUUUUUAGGAGAGAAGCCGUUUGAAUGUAAUGAAUGUGGCAGGCGCUUUGCACGCUCCACCGACCUCAAAGUCCAUAUGCCAGUACACAGCGAGGAUAAACCGUACAAGUGUGGAGAAUGUGAAAAAAUGUUCACGCGCUUUAGCACGCUUAAGGAGCAUAUAAGAACUCACACAGGUAAUAGACUGCGAAGAGUCUCUUAUUUUUCUUUAAUUUUCGCGCGAGGGGCGUUCGGCGAAGCCGCGAGUAACUAGGGCGGAGCCCCAGCUUGAGAAAAAGUCUCUCCUCCUUUUUAUCGUUAAUUUGCAUAAUUUUACUUUUUUGCGCGCCGCGCGUGACUUUGAGGAAAGGAGGACAGAUGUCUAUUUGUGCUAUGAAACGCGGUUGUCUUGAUUCAGUAGCUAAUUGCUUGAAAUCACCUUGGAUCCUACAGGAGAAAGACCUUUUAAAUGCGAAGAAUGUGGCCGUGAGUUCAACCACAGGAGCCACUUCAACAAUCAUCUGCGGAUCCAUACUGGCGAGAAACCCUUCAAGUGUGAGAUCUGUGAGAAGGACUUUUCUCGCAAGGCCUCUCUUCGGUAUCACAUGAAGGUACACAACAAGGGCGAGGGACGUGUAAGGAUCCGCAACAGUAAGAAGGGCCCAGAGGACCAAUCAGAUACCGAGAUUAUUGAUGAACAAGCUCAAGGAAGCGCGUCUGUGGACCAGGUAUUGCCUAGACAAAAAUAUUGCAAAGAAAUUUAUAAAUAAGGAGGUGUGUUGCAAAAGUAUCUAUAGCUAGCUUUUAAACUUCCUGUCGAAUUUUACAAAUGGGGUUCGCAUAAGUCACAAUUAUCGCGUUCUGUGUGGUGUAUACUUAUUGUAAUUUGAGUCAAACACUAGCAAUACCUUGGUUUAUGUGAACCAGACUCAAACGUAAGGAUGAUGUGAACUUCGGAAAUACAAAUUUUAAAUGAAGAUAUGAUCGUCGCAUUGGUAACUGCAAUUUAAAAUUUCGGGACUUCAACGGGAUUCGAACCCAUGGCCUCUGCGUUAGCGCAGCAGUGCUCUAUCAUUUGAGCUUAUGACGACCCAUACAUUGGGAGCAGGCCAUCUUAACCCGUGAAAGGAAAAAUCAUCAUAUGUUCAUUUAAAACAACUUCAAACAUUUAGUUGAAUAAUCCAUUUGGUUAGUUUUUAAACAAGGUGUUGUGCUGCGUUGGAGAGAUAGUAAGACAAAAUUUUGUUUCCAGCCGAUAUUAUGAAGUGAAUUGACCACCGCAACUUACUUCACACUCCAACGCUUCAAGCGUUAGCUCUUCCUUAUAGCGAAUCGACGGGUACUUUCCAGAAUCCCGGAACAGUACAUACUCUGUGUACCAGAGACUUUUCAUGCGCGGCGAAGACGUGUCGGCCUGCGGUCGACCCCGAAACAUUUCCGCCUCACUCGAUCGUCGCACGCGAGAACUCUGGUAGCCAGGGUAGGCGGGAACAGUUGAUUCUGAGGAGCUUAGCGGAUUGUAAUGGAGUGUCCUUUCUUCUUCUCUUCAGACUUUGUCGGAGCAGGCAAUCUCCACAGUGAAUAUAAGUCACUUGGGUAGUGAAGCUGACGUGCAGUUAGCCGAGGCACUGGUGGCUGUCAGUGAAGCUGUAGUAGCUGCUGCAGCAGAAGUGGACGAUACUCCCCGUGUGGUGGCUGUUGAAGAGACGACACACAGUGAUGAUGCUGUUAUGCAACAGGUUUGUUUUGUAGCAAUCCCUGUUGGGCCUACAAUAGUUCGCACCUAGGAUGCGAAUAUAAACAUUAGCUACAUACCCAGACAGCUAAUCAGAAGAUGAUUUUCUUUAACUAAAACGGUUUAUUACUGAGUCGGCGCACUGCUGUUUUCUGUGUGACCACCUCUCCAGCCACCACCUAUCACAACAACACAACUAUUUUUCUAGUCAAAGAACCACAGUUGGAACGUCUUGUAGCCCCCCUCCCUUCCCUCCCCUGUGGGGGGCCACCUAGUGUUGGCAAUUUCAGUGAUUCCUUUCGGAAGGGUCAACUGUAGUAUUUCGUCCGUUUAUGUAAUUUUCCACGAAACUUUCAUGCUUUUAUACGGUCAGUGUAGGUUACAGAUAAAAGAGAAACAAAGUUUAUUCGAGAGUGUCACUUUUCAAGAUUUCCUUGUUUUGAAAAUUAUUGAUACGUAAAAGUACCAUGAGAUUCAGAACCUCAAACGUGGCGCGCAGUUUCGCUUUCAUUUAUGUACAUGAAAUGUGUCUUUAAUGCCCCUCUUAGUCAGGAGAGUUGAAAUAGUAUGUCAACACCGCCAAAACUAACCUGGAAUUUAUCCUGUUUCCUGUAACAGAAGGAACACGUAUUUAUAUCAAAUAACGGGCAUUGUUGGUUAGGCAGGCAGCAACAACUUUAUUGCACUUGAAAAUGUUUUCAAGUAAUAAAUUGAAGUAAACUGAAGAGGGAAAAGGAAAUAUUUCACGCAACUCGCAGUUAGCCUAUGCUAAUCGGGGCGGGAGGUGAAGUGGACUACAAGGGGAAAAAAUAAGAAAAACUAGCCAUAAUAAUAAUUUUACAAAGAGAACAAAAUUUAAUACCCUGCGCGGCCUAAUUAUCUGCUAAGAAUAGUUAAACUUCUUAAAUACGUUACAUCUAUUUUGAAGAGCCUGGGUGUUGUCUUUAAUCUUUGUGAGCCACGCAUACUUCGGAAUAUUGUUUGCUUUUCCCAUCUACUUUUAGUUUUUGUUCGGCUAUGUCCACUGCUCAACUCUACGUUUAUGAAUAAAUUGUUUUGCUCUGUUUUCUUUACAGCACCUACCAGACGCCCAUACGGUCAGGGCCUCCAUGCUGGUAGACCCCGUGACACAAGCUGCAGUCAGUGCAGGGAUCUCAGCCAGUGAUGUGGGUGAGACAGUCGUAAGUACCACCAUGUCACAGGUGGUGGAUAUACCUAGCUCUGGCGGCGAGGUUUCUGUUGGAGACACUAUCAACAUCCCACACGGUCAAGUUCAGAUCAUGGAAGUAGCAGAUGGGACUGCUGGUGGCGAUGUACAGGUGUCCAUAAGCGAGGCCAUGCAGACAGGCCACGUGACAGUAGAAGCAUCUGACACUCUUGGGAUCACCGUGCCGGCGGAGAUCUUAGCCGCUAUGGCGGCUGCACAGUCACAUCCCCAUCUCUUAAUAGCCACUGCUGACCAACAGCUCAUGCAGGCUCAAGUCAAUGUUGCCACUGAUCAGCAAGUAUUGGAGGCUCAAGCAGCUAAUAGCACUAUCCAGGCCACAGAAGGUGCUAGUCAUACUUCGGAGGCUGCCACCCAACCGGGUGGUGAAGUGGAGGCCAGUGUUCCUGCCGAGCAGCUGGAACAACCCAUGGAAACUGAUUAGUUUUGUUAAUGAUUUUUACUUAUUUCUUUUUCUCGGCGAGUUGGACAUAUUGUUAUUGUAAGGGCCUAUUUUUUUCAUAUCAGAAAUUACUCGAAAAGGCACAG
Porites lobata is the source of this 15273-nucleotide messenger RNA. The record is from the annotation of a GenBank genome assembly. Lineage: Eukaryota; Metazoa; Cnidaria; Anthozoa; Scleractinia; Poritidae.